CAUACAUACUGCGCGAACUAUCGACGUGUGUGUAAGUGCCAGUAUGUUGAAUAACAGUAAGUAUGUGGGUCUGGACAAAGGCUUCAAGACUCGCAAACACGCCCUUCGAGAAACAGUCGACGCACACUUCGACUAUAAGAAUUGGGUCAUUGGCGAGGGAACGUACGGUCUCGUAUACAAAGCCAAGCGUAAAGUUACUGGAAG
Molecule: messenger RNA, 204 nt
Organism: Sphaeroforma arctica JP610
Lineage: Eukaryota; Ichthyosporea; Ichthyophonida
Exons: 1
Source: RefSeq, a predicted model, not a curated record